This is a messenger RNA of Phytophthora infestans T30-4, 2852 nucleotides long. Its product is annotated as cyclin-dependent kinase with F-box domain, putative. Gene Ontology annotation, molecular function: ATP binding; cyclin binding; cyclin-dependent protein serine/threonine kinase activity. The record is from RefSeq and is a predicted model, not a curated record. Bases 1 to 2667 code for a protein of 888 amino acids. Gene Ontology annotation, cellular component: cytoplasm; cyclin-dependent protein kinase holoenzyme complex; nucleus. Gene Ontology annotation, biological process: protein phosphorylation; signal transduction; regulation of G2/M transition of mitotic cell cycle. The transcript has 9 exons. Lineage: Eukaryota; Oomycota; Peronosporomycetes; Peronosporales; Peronosporaceae.
AUGGACGCUCAGUCUUCAGCUAAUCGCGCGUCCUCUUCCUCGGACUCGACACCCUCCAAGAAGCGUAGAGCCACUUCUGGAGCCUCAAAUCAAGGGCUCGGAGUCGCCGUACCAGCCAGAACUGAGCCCCACAGGAAACGGAGUGGCUUGCCGCUGCUACUGUGCACCCCCGGGGCCGAGAACCCCAUCCUGGCAGCACUAGGAGGGACUCCGCGCUCUCAAGCAGCCGUCGUCGACGGAUUACCAGAGCCAGAGCCUCUCGAUCUGUCCCAGUGUAGCGCGGCGACGUCCAUGGACAGCAUGAGGGAGGAGAAGAUGGAGACUCACGUGAAGGAGGAGAAGAAGGAGAGAGAUGCGAUAGUGAAGGAGGAGAAGGUCAACGCUAUGGACCUCAAUCAGGAACACAAGCCUCAUGUCAAGACGGAGAAGAGUGAGACCAAAUACAGAGUUGACGCAGCUCCAUUUGUGGGCAAGAGGAAACGCGAAGACGCGAGUGAGGAGGACAAGACGACGGACUUUGUGGCGUAUGCCAGGGAACACAUUCACAGCCAGGAAGCAGGCGAGGAGGGAUUCUCGAUUGACCCGUCGGAACGAGCGGUGGAGCAUCGUGCAAGUAAAGUGGUACGUCGAGAGAUAUUGAUUACCUCUCCUGCUGCCAAUGAUGACGAAGAGUGGGAAGGAAAUGGGCCCCUUGAAGUGAAAAUGGAGGAAGUGGAAGCGGUGCUGACUCCCUCGGAGCACUUCGACCUGCAGCCUAUCGACAUCAUCUUGCACGUGUUCUCCUUCUUAGUGACGGCGAAGGAUCUGCAGAAUAUGGCCCAAGUGUCGAAGAAGUGGAAAGAGCUCACCAGUCGACGCUCGUUGUACCGAUCUCUUGCCAGUGUGACGCCGGAAGGAUCAGUGAACUGGAUCAACUUCAAGAACUUGGGUAUAAAGAACAAAGGGACCGAGGGAACCUGUAUCAAGUGCUGUCAGCGAUCGUCUGGCAAGAUCUUGGCUAUGAAGAAGGCCAGAGUGUUCCCCAAGGGCGAAGGAGUUCCUUACUACAUGCUCCGAGAACUAGCUGUGCUGAAGGGAAUCAAGCACGACCACAUUGCGUCUCUUGAGCUCAUUAGUCUCGCAAAGGACGAGCUUCACGUAUUUUUCCCGUACGUGGACAAAACGCUACAUGAAAUUAUUAAUCCUUCGGGUGACCCGAAUGGAGGUCGCGUGUUGCCGGAGGCUGUGAUUCGCAAACUUCUUCACCAACUUCUGGAUGCCAUCGCGUACUGCCAUCGCCGAGGCGUUUUGCACCGCAACCUCAAACCGAAACAUCUGCUUAUCAAGACGUCCGACACAGACGAUCUCAGCGAUGCUACGCUGCAGAUCUCUGACUUUGCGCUAGUCCGAGCUACAGGAAUCCCUCGUCGAACCUACACAAUGGAGGUGGUGACGCUGUGGUACCGGCCGCCAGAGAUCUUGAUGGGAGUGCGCGGAUACUCGUCGGCGGUAGACAUCUGGUCAGUUGGCUGCAUCUUUGCUGAGAUGGCCCAAGGCAAGCCCCUCUUCACAGGCAUUUCAGAGAUUGAUCAGCUGUUCCAGAUCUUCAGCAAGCUGUCGACACCCACGUCCGAAACGUGGCCAGGCUUUUCGUCCUUGCCGAACUAUCACUUUGAGUUCCCACACUGGAAGCGCCGACCUUUGAAUCGCCUGUUCCCGGGAAUUUCGGAUCUUGGUAUCGACCUGCUGACGAAGCUGCUCGUAUACAACCCCGACCAGCGAAUUACAGCCGAAGAUGCGCUUCGUCAUCCGUAUUUCUCCAGCGAGGCGCCUUCGUUUUUACCGCUGACACCAAAGAUUCCUAUGGACCAAAUGUGCUACACGAUGAGCCGCGCAAGGAUCGGCCCGACUCCUGAACAUGUGGAGCUCUUCCACGCAUACUUGCGCCAGACAGAGCUAGAUUCAUGGAGAGAGAUCAAGUACUUGAGCCGCCAGAAAACGCUCCGACCUGCCCACCGAUCAAUGCUUGUCGACUGGCUAAUUGAAGUGGUGGACGUGUUCGAGAUGUGCCUGAGGACCGCUUUCUUGGCAGUUAAUUACACAGAUCGAUACCUGGACAUCGUCAUGGUGAAAAAGACGCAGUUUCAACUUCUUGGAGCGACGUGUCUGCACGUCGCGUCCAAGUGUGAAGAUGUAUCCUACAUCGGAGUGGAGGAUCUCGCCAUGUGCGCCGACAACGUGUACACGUCCGUGGAAGUGCUGGAGAUGGAAGAAAAACUGUUGAACACCCUCAACUUUUCACUUUCGGUGCCCACUGCGCUGGAUUUUCUCAACAUCUACGAACGUAUGAUCCCACCUAUCCAGAAGAAGACGUCCAUGCUGGCGCAUUACUUGCUUGAGCUGGCCCUACAAGAGUACCAGUUUCUGAAGUAUUUGCCGUCGGUUGUGGCUGCGUGCUGCUUGUCGAUGGCGAUGUACACGAUGGACGGGUUCCCAAUGACGAAGGAACUGGUGGAUGCUUGUCGGUACAACUGGUCGGACCUGAAAAAGUGUAUGGGAGAGCUCCAAACGCUGUACUCUAACUCGCCGUCGAACAAUUUGGCGGUGAUCAAGAAGCGCUACUCGAAGGCUGAACGCUGCCAGGUGGCGAAUGUAUUGCCACCGACGACGUUCAGUAUGGCAUUUUAGUUGGUUUAGUCUGUAUUUGUGGGCUACAUAUUUAGAGCUCGGUCUCUAGGUGAGUGAACUAACGUUACCUACGCUGCUGGCAUCACCAGUUCCAGGAAGCGAUUACGUGCUCGUCCAACCUUCAGACAACGAGAAAACUACAACAUAACAAAGACCGAAUACAAGCGAGCACUUGACGGAUUUCU